GACGUGGUUGCGCGCACCACUUCGCCCCCUCUCCCCCUUUUCCCCUCCCCUCAGCAUCAUGAAGGCGAGCCUCUGGUUAUUGCUCGCGACUCUCGCGACGGCCGCCGCCCAGGCGCCGGCGUACCCUGCCGACUGGGCGACUGCACCCAAGACGCCGGCAUCGACGUUCAUCAACAUCAAGACUUCGACCCAGUGCCGCCGCGUCACGGUCAACGGCUUCAAGCAGGGGGGCAUUGAGAAGUUCCAGGGGAUUCCGUUCGCCAAGCCGCUCCUUGGCCCGAACCGCUUCAAGCGCCCCGAGAUGGCAGAGUACGGCGCGAGCAUCGACGCGACCAAGACGCCCAAGUCAUGCAUGCAGGCCAGCGCGGCCGACGUCGACGAGGACUGCCUCACGCUCACGGUCAUUGCGCCGGCCGGGUCUGCCGGCAGCAAGGCGAGGUUGCCCGUCAUGGUGUGGAUCUACGGCGGCGGCUUCAUCGAAGGCUCGCAGGUCUACUACAACAACGCCGGGCUCGUCCCUUACUCCGCCGUGUCCGACCAGCCCGUCAUUCUGGUCACGAUCAACUACCGCGUCGGCAUCUGGGGCUUCGGGUACGGCAAGGAGAUUGCUGCUGCCGGCGCGGGCAACCUCGGCCUCCGCGACCAGAUCCUCGCGCUCCAGUGGGUGCAGAAGCACAUUCGCAAGUUUGGCGGCUGCAAGAAGAAGGUGACCGUGUUUGGGCAGAGCGCGGGCGCGAUCUCCAUCGCCAACCUGCUGCUCAACCCCCAGCAGAAGCUGUUCCGCGCCGCGAUCAUGCAGAGCGGUUCAGCCAGCACGGCGCCUAUCGGGCCGACGGGCACGACGUUCCAGGCGUCCUAUGACGCGCUGGUCGCCGCCGCAGGAUGUAAUGGCACUGCGGCGAGCCUCGAAUGUCUCGGCAAGCUCGACCAGAACGCGCUCCUCAAGGCGCAGAACGCGAUGAAGUCCCAGUUCCAGUACUCGCUAGGCUUCACAUUCGCGCCCAGUAUCGACGGCGACCUCAUCCCCUCCUCGCCGGCAGAGCUGCUCCGCGCAGGCAAGGUCUCCAAGGUCCCCUUCAUCACCGGCGCCACCAAGGACGAGGGCACGGCGUUCAUCCCCCAGUCGAGCCUGCUGUCGACCCCCGGCGCGGCGCAGAUCGCCCUCGGCCUCCUGUACCCUGCGCCGCCGGCCGCCACCAUCGCCGACGGCAUCUUCCAGCGCUGGCCUGCUGACCCGACCCAGGGAGCUCCCUUCGGCACCGGCACCGAGACGUUCGGCCUCCCCGCCGCGUUCAAGCAGCUCGCCGCCGCCAUCACGGACAUUGCGUUCAACUCGCGCCGCCGGUGGUUCAUCCGCAACUCGAACAUUGCGGGCAACGCCAAGACGUGGACGUACCUGUUCAACGCGACCGGCCCGUGCGAGGAGCCGCAGCUCGGCAGCACGCACUCGGACGACCUGCAGUACACGUUUGGCGAGGCGUGGGCCAAGGGCGCGUCCGAGGGCUACACCCCGGACCAGAUCACGCUCUCCACCCAGCUCAUGGACUACUGGAUCAACUUUGCGUACCACGCCGACCCGAACGGCGACUGCCUCCCCGAGUGGCCCGAGCACAGCUUCCCCGCCAACAAGAACAGUCUGAGCAUCAUCCCCGGCGCGCUGAGCGUCAUCCAGGACGACUUUAGGGAGGACAAGAUCGACUGGAUGAACGACUCGGCAGUCGCAAAGGGCCUGUGGAUGCGUGACGAGAGCGUCACGGCAGAGCUGAGGCGCUUGUCGGCGUAAGUGAGUGGGGUGAGCGAGUCGGCUCGGGGCAUGACGCGCCGAGCGAGCCGGCUGCCCCGCGCCUCGCCGUCCUCAGGGCUCGACGCGCCGAGUCGAUCCGGCGAUCCGGAGGGACCGGGGCAGGUAGGCCGGAGGGAACCGCGGCGCGGGGUGGGUGGGUGGAGAGUAGAACCAACACUCGGCGCUCGGUGCCAUGCCGAGGGCCGGCUGGUGGGCUUCGCAAACGGGCACAAAGGGGCCCAGGACAGUUUGUCGCACGUACCAGGUUUUUUUCUAAUGCACAAUGCAUUGCGCUGUGUG
This is a messenger RNA of Vanrija pseudolonga, 2083 nucleotides long. Its product is annotated as putative secreted lipase. NCBI's taxonomy places the organism in Eukaryota, Fungi, Basidiomycota, Tremellomycetes, Trichosporonales, Trichosporonaceae. The coding region runs from base 59 to 1783 and encodes 574 amino acids. The record is from RefSeq and is a predicted model, not a curated record. The transcript is spliced from 4 exons.